Messenger RNA from Cuscuta campestris, 1218 nucleotides. Lineage: Eukaryota; Viridiplantae; Streptophyta; Magnoliopsida; Solanales; Convolvulaceae. The record is from the annotation of a GenBank genome assembly.
CUCAAGUUCAAAACUGAAGGGGUGAAACAGGUAGAGACUUUGGGUGUGUUGCCAAAGGCGAUCCGGUCGAGCAUCUCCCGCCACCUCUUCUUCCCCGUCCUCCAAUCCCUUCUCCUCUUUCGGGCCGUUUCUCCCCAUUUCCUCUUCCAACUGGUUUCCGAAAUGGAGGCAGAAUAUUUCCCCCCUAAGGAGGACGUUAUGUUGCAGAACGAGCCUCCAACGGACAUGUAUAUAAUCGUCUCUGGCACCGUGGAAUUGAGACUAAACAUUGAUGGACAUGAAGAAGUGUUUGGAAAAGCGAGUGCGGGAGAAGUAUUUGGAGAAAUAGGCGUUUUGUUUGGACGAGCCCAGCCAUAUGCGGUUCGGACGGUCGAGAUUUGUCAGAUAUUGCGACUGAACCGUGCAUCUUUGGUGUCCAUUCUUCAUGCUAAUCCACAAGAUGAGAACGUCAUCAUGAACAAUCUCUUACAGAAGCAACAAACGUUUGGAGAUUUUCGUUGUGAGGACAAGGAAAAGGACCCAAACUUAGCCUUUUAUGAAGAGUUUUCAUCAUGUUUUGAAGACAAGACCAAACAAGAAAACCACAGCAUGGACAGAUUUCAUGGUCUUGCAAAUACAACUAUUGCCAACAACAACAUUAGUACUUUUUAUCCAAGGCCUAAGAUACAUGCCCAUCCAUUUUCUUCCAACUUCUUCCCGGGAAUUAAACGGCCUACUUGCACAAAUUCCAGUGGCAAUAACGGUAGUAGUAGUUACCAGACCAUGCCAGAAACGGAAAAAUGGAUGAAGAGCGUCACCAUUCAUGCCAUGGUUAAGGACGACAAUGGUUCAUGUCUCGAGUUCGAGAAGCUAAUUACUCUACCUAAUUCUUGGGAAGAGCUCUUCUCAUUAGCACAUCAUGAGUUUGAAGUCCGGGGCAUUACCAAAGUUGUGAGUUCAGAGAAUGCCGAAAUUGAUGACUUAAGUGUCAUCAGAGAUGGAGAUCAUUUGUAUUUCAUUUCUGAAGAGCCUUCAAAUAUGUAAUUGUAUAUAUAAAAUGUGGCCUUCAAAAUUAAUUUAAAAUAUUCAAUUCAAUUUGUAUAGUCAACUGAGAGAGAGCUUUGACAUUUUUAAGGAAAUGUUAAUCUCUUCACUAUUUCAUUUUCUUUUUGUUUAUUGAAAGAAGGACGUUUAUGGGUUUCCAUGAAUUGGAGAUCAGAGUAAAUUAAAACCUGCUAU